UCCUUCACUUCUUUCCCUUCCUCUGUGUGUAUCAUCCAUCACAAUUCUUGGUGUUGUUAUUUUCUGCUGCGCUGUAUGAUGGAAAAGCAGUCACUUUGUGAUGACAACAUGGAGGAAGCAGAGUAUAUAUUGCUUGAUCUGGAUGACCUUCCCUGCGAAAUUUACAUUCCCCCAAAUGCACCAUAUGUUCUCUCGGGUCUUGACACAUUAAACCCCAUCUUGACCAUCGAUGGUAAAAUCAAGCUGAUUGGACAGUAUGAUGAGACUAUUGGGACAUGCCUUGUUUUUGAUGAAAGUGAUACACCUCCGGUGGUCCAUGAAGAGGCGGGGCCUUCUGAAGCUAACCUUUUCCCAGGAAGGCCUACGUUAGAUCCUAAGCAAACCAAGUCCAAACAAGUCAAGCCUGUAACACAGCUUCAAAAGAUACUUAAAUUCAGGUUGUUGCAGAAUAGUGAAACUGGAGAUGCAAGAGAGAAGACAAAAGAAGAUUAGGUAACCGAGUGUUUUAGUAACUUAGAUGCUACUACUCGAGAAUGUACAGUGGAGUCGAAACAGAGCUAUUAUGACGUAGCAAUGGUGUAGCAUGGAUAAUACUAGCAUUUUUCUUUACAAGUACUAGUAUAUGUUAACGAUAUAGUUGGUUGAGAACUCAGAUAUUGCACAUUGAGCAGCAACUGAAUUUGGCAGAUAGAAUCAGUUGGAUACAAAAAGCUAUUAGUACUUUAUAAUUUGCUCCUUUUAUUAUUAUCGAUGGAA
Molecule: messenger RNA, 756 nt
Organism: Solanum verrucosum
Lineage: Eukaryota; Viridiplantae; Streptophyta; Magnoliopsida; Solanales; Solanaceae
Exons: 4
Coding region: 76-492 (138 amino acids)
Biological process (GO): transcription by RNA polymerase III
Cellular component (GO): transcription factor TFIIIC complex
Source: RefSeq, a predicted model, not a curated record